AUGGCCUCCAGCGUCGACAUAUAUAAGUCCCAGGAUCGGCCCCCACCGGGAGUCAAACGGUCCUCUGCUGCCAAGACAGGCAGCAGCUGCGAGAGCCUCCGGCACCUAGGAUCCGCCGUCACCACCGGGGAAACUACUCCGCUACUCUGGACGAUCCGCAGUAGGCGUUUCUUCCGGAGCCCCCUACCAUCCGCGAGCCCGCGACUCCGAGAACGUACCCCCGCGUGGCAGGUGGCACACCACCGUUGCGCGCUACUCCUAGACUCGCCGCUUAACGAGAGUGCAACUGCAGUUGGCGGCCGACCUGUGCACGGCUCACGGGGAAACGCGGAGAACGCGCUCGUACCGACUCGCCGCAGUUUCGGGGGAGAUCCAGAGAAAAGAGAGAUGAGGAUCGUUGUUCUAGUCGUAUUUGUCAUCGCCGUACUGGCGGCCGUCUCGGCGCAGGAUUUCAGGCAUUUCUUCGCGGGAUUUGGUCCUUUCGGCCUCCAGGGAAGUAGGAGCUCAGUAAUGAGGGAUCCAAGAUCGAACAGGGGUCCGGUGCUAUUCCCACCUGGGCCGCCACCCAACUCGGCUGACACCAGCGGCGUCAUCGUGGGCGCGAGCGGAUACGGAUUCGUGCCACCCAGCGCAGGUUACAUCACCUACUUCUACUACUAAACACCCGGUAAUCGAGGGGCUGCACGAGAAGAUGGCAGCGCGAAGAGAAAAAUGGUGGUCAAGGUUUCGGACGUCACGGCUCGCAGACUCCAACUGGACAUUGCGGUAGAUUAAGUAGAUCAGCGUCACGUGGCAGCGCGUGUCCAUUGAAGGAAGGACGGUGCCUAAAGCAGUUCCUUUCUUCUCCCUUUUCACUGAACAAUAGCCUCUCCUCCGCGAUUGGCGGCGUGGGAGUACGCCUACUUCCCGUGAACUUUGUCAGGUUGCGCAAAGUUCGCAGGACCAGAGCUAUUAACGCGAUGUGCAAAUAGAGAAAUACGUGCGAUCACA
Molecule: messenger RNA, 990 nt
Organism: Vollenhovia emeryi
Lineage: Eukaryota; Metazoa; Arthropoda; Insecta; Hymenoptera; Formicidae
Gene: Wat
Exons: 4
Coding region: 1-660 (219 amino acids)
Source: RefSeq, a predicted model, not a curated record